AUGUCUGUCAAUAUUAAGCGCCUUACUAUUGGAAUGAUCGAUGCGCGAUCCCUUUCAACUACUGCACUUCAAUUUGAGCUCGGAAUCGCUAUGGAAAAGACCAGAUGCGAUACACUUGGAGUAACAGAGCUAAGAAUGAAAAGCAACGGCAGCUACAUCCUGCUACCAGGUAAAGUCUUACUUCAUUCUGCUAGUGGCACUGCGCAUUGUGGUGCAAGCUUUGUUGUGGAACAGUCCUUGGCCUACAUGGUCUACUCCGACGGGCUGGCCGAAAACGACGGGCUGGCCACUCUCCCUCAACCGCUCUUCAUUGAAAAUCUUUCUUAUACUCUGUCACAUGCCGCCCUGUUCAUGGACGACGACAACUACGUGAACCGGAAGAGAAGAAGGCACCCACUCAUUGGCUCGACGAUUUGA
Molecule: messenger RNA, 417 nt
Organism: Haemonchus placei
Lineage: Eukaryota; Metazoa; Nematoda; Chromadorea; Rhabditida; Trichostrongylidae
Source: the annotation of a GenBank genome assembly